Penicillium canariense is the source of this 486-nucleotide messenger RNA. RefSeq names its product mRNA splicing protein SMD1. Gene Ontology annotation, molecular function: RNA binding. Gene Ontology annotation, cellular component: U4 snRNP; pICln-Sm protein complex; SMN-Sm protein complex. Lineage: Eukaryota; Fungi; Ascomycota; Eurotiomycetes; Eurotiales; Aspergillaceae. Gene Ontology annotation, biological process: spliceosomal snRNP assembly; RNA processing. The transcript has 2 exons. The coding region runs from base 1 to 486 and encodes 161 amino acids. The record is from RefSeq and is a predicted model, not a curated record.
AUGAAGCUCGUCCGGUUUCUGAUGAAAUGCGCCAAUGAGACGGUGACAAUUGAGCUCAAGAAUGGUAAGUUCAGCCGCUCAAUCUCUUCUCUCCUCGAUAUCCAACUCCCGCGAUUCCUGGGCGGGCCACGAUUUCCAGACCAAGCCUCAGUUCUGACGCUAAUCAAAACCCAUGCAGGCACAAUCCUCCACGGUACCAUCACAUCGGUCUCCCCGCAGAUGAACACUUCCCUCCGCACCGUUAAGAUGACACCCAAGGGCCGUGACACCGUGUCGCUUGAUACCAUCAACAUCCGUGGCUCCACGAUCCGUUAUUAUAUUCUCCCCGACAGCUUACCGCUUGAUACUCUCCUCGUGGACGACACCCCUAAGCCGAAGAACAAGGCUCGCAAGGAAGCAGACCGCGGCCGCGGGGGCCGCGGCGGUCCCCGUGGUCGCGGCGGCCGUGGUGGUGGCCGUGGUCGCGGGCGGGGGCGAGGCUUCUAG